This is a messenger RNA of Puntigrus tetrazona (Sumatra barb), 3836 nucleotides long. It is a transcript of the gene senp1, whose product is annotated as SUMO specific peptidase 1. Bases 419 to 2629 code for a protein of 736 amino acids. Gene Ontology annotation, molecular function: deSUMOylase activity. Gene Ontology annotation, biological process: protein desumoylation. The transcript has 18 exons. Gene Ontology annotation, cellular component: nucleus. The record is from RefSeq and is a predicted model, not a curated record. NCBI's taxonomy places the organism in Eukaryota, Metazoa, Chordata, Actinopteri, Cypriniformes, Cyprinidae.
GUUCUGCUUUUAAAUAAGGAAGAAGCGGGAGGCGUUGAUGCAACUUUGUGUACUCAAUAUCUCAUUCACAGUGUCGCUUACGGCUUCGGAGUAAAGCGACUCGGUUAGGAAAAAGUAUCCACAACAGAUACUAAUACACACGCGCAGCUAUUUGAAGCCCGCUUUACCUCAGAUGUAAUAAUUGCUGGGCUGGUGUCUCGCGUGUUAGCAGCUGGUUAGCUGGUUGAGCUAAAGAUCAGCGGUGUGGGUUUAUCUGAACUGGUUUAGUCGUGUUUAAGUCAAGGAUUCAGCUACUUUUAUCUAACAAAGCUGGUUAGCAGUGGCAUACGGAUGAAGGGCAGAGGGAGCCCGCGUUUGGGACUGCGCUGACAGUCCUAAGGACUUAUCCCGCUAUAAUCGAGGCUUUCGGUCUUUCAUCAUGUUUAAUAAGUUCUACGAAUGGAUCGGAACCGGAAUCGCCAGUCUGCGAAACGGAGCUCCCGCUGGUGGGGUUCAUACCGGUUCCGUGAGAGUGGAUCAGGACGGGACAUUACGGAGAAAGAGACCGUUAGACUGUUUGGAAGAUGGAGAUUCAGCUGAUCAGGAGGAGGAGAAAGUGGUGAAGAAAUUCAAAAUGGGAGAUAUUAUGGAUACAGUGAAAAAUGCAGCUGAAGGAGUGAAGACCCAUGGUUCGAGCGUUGCGUACUGGGUAAAGAACAGUGUCGUACCUAACCCAGGCAAUGUGCUGCCCGUAUCAUCAGGUCCACCUCAAACAGGAAUACCAUCUGACCCCGCUGCCAAUUCUGCUAAAUCAGCAUCUUUGUGGUCAGAAAACAGGUUUGGGGAUCGGUCACAUGAUAUACUUGAGGACACAUUUGUAGCUCCCUCUGGUACAGUUGACUGGAGGACCGUCACGAAAUCUGAUUCCUUGCAAACUGAAGAGUCGGUGACCAUAUCAAAAGCGAGCAGAAGACAAGUUUGUAUGGACCAUCCACCCCAUGAGACACACAAAACUAAUGGACACUCUGUUAACUUACCCUCUGCCUCCACUCCAAAACCAUCCCCCUCUCCCCGCUUGGGCAGAUCCCUCUACCACCGACCACACAGCUUUUUGUCGUCAUCUGAGACCAGUUCAGGAAAAGCGACUUACGCUAGCCUGUAUGAGAAGACCUUUCCCAUCCGAGUGGUCCAGAGUCCUUCACAUGGCAGCUCAAACCGUCUCCUCCGGGCCAGAGCACGCUGUACAGCACAGGAGUCUGUGCGUGAGGAAGAAAAAGAGGUAUACAGGCAACUCUUAGCUAUUGUGUCUGGUGGCCAGUCGACCUUCCUUCAUGAUGGAAGUUCUCACUCCAGCAUUCGCUCGCAUCGAGAUUUCUCCAGCAUCCUGUCAUCCAGUCGAAGUCGUCUUCAUUGUGCCUCUCCAGCAGGCUCCGGCGCUGGCAUGUCGUCCUACGGGUUAUCCAGUCUGCCUCCCAGCCCCCAGCCUGGGUCCAGCCAGGCGUCCAGUGCCCUGCCAAGUCCUGGUGCGUCCUCUAGCAUUCCAGAGCCUCAGCUAUGGGCCCAUGACCUUGAGCCCAGCGGAAAAGGACCAGCUGUUCCCUCAGCUCCCUCACCAGCUGCCCUUCAGGAUACCUCCUCUCAGGACACACAGUCAUCAGCUCAUGACGGAGAUUCAGUCAUUUUUGUAAAGGAGAAGCAGGGCAAGAAGCUUGAAAGCUCAAGUGUGCCAUGCUUCCAGGCUGAACUGUGGAUCAAAGAACUGACUAGCCUCUAUGAUUCUCGAGCUCGGGAGCGACGGAGGUUGAUUGAAGAGCAGGAGGCUCUGGCCUCUCAGCUCCUGCGCCAGCGCCUCUCUGGCGAGGGUCGAGCCGUCCCAGCGAGUGUUGAGCUAAAGGUUCGAGUCCCUCUAGAGAAGGAGGUUCCUGUUGCAGCUGUUAUUCAAAAGCCUCAGCAUAUUAAAGAAGAGCCAGAAUUCCCAGAGUUAACAGAGAACAUGGAGAAGGAGGUGAGCAGAGCUCUGAGAGGAGGCGGUCAGGAUGAGGUUCUCAGCGAGGGCUUCCGUCUCACCAUCACCAGAAAGGACCUGCAGACGCUCAACCACCUCAACUGGCUCAACGAUGAGGUUAUUAAUUUCUACAUGAACCUGCUGGUGGAGCGCAGUAAAAAGCCCAACCUGCCCUCUGCUUACACCUUCAACACCUUCUUCUUUCCCAAGCUGCGGAGCUCCGGUUACAAUGCUGUCCGCCGUUGGACCAAGAAAGUGGACAUCUUUUCUGUAGACAUCAUAUUGGUGCCUGUCCACCUGGGGGUGCACUGGUGCCUGUCUGUGGUGGAUUUUCGUAAGAAGAGCAUCACUUACUUUGAUUCAAUGGGAGGAAACAACGACGAGGCCUGCAGGAUAUUAUUAAAAUAUCUGAAACAAGAAAGUGAAGACAAGAAGGGGCAGAACUUGGACACCUCAGAAUGGACUCUAAAAAGUAAAAGGCCCAAUGAGAUUCCUCAGCAAAUGAACGGAAGUGAUUGCGGAAUGUUCACAUGCAAAUACGCCGAGUACAUCACCAAAGACCGGCCAAUCACAUUCACACAGAAACACAUGCCCUAUUUCAGAAGACGAAUGGUAUGGGAGAUUCUGAACCAGAAACUAUUGUGAUUGGAUGAUUCUUUUUUAUAGAACAUAUUUUGACAUGAUGUAUGGAUACGAGGGCUUCUGUGCACUUCAGGAACCCCGAGACAAAUAUGGGAUGCCCUCAAUCGCCGGUGGUUUCUAUGCUGUCUAAAUGAAACUUGAGGAAGUCCUCAUGCAACUAAGUGUGACACAGUCUCAGCCUUUAAGAGUCAAGGGCAAUGCUUUUAUGCCCAUUUAUGGUUCCCUAUAACUUGACAUGCUUUUGCUUUGUCAGCAAAUGUUAUGUUACUGACUAUGGAAGGAUGUUAUUUUCAUAUGUUCAGUCUUUUCUUCUGCAGUAUCUGUCAAUGUAAGGCCUGUCUUUUAAGAUGAUUUCAAACGAUCAUUUCUGGUGAUUGGAAGUGUGUGUGCGAGCGCGCUUGAUCUCAAAUCAUCAGAAGUCAUAAAUGUUACAGUAAUAUGAGUGAGAUUUACAUUCAUGUCUUUUCACUCAGUGACUAGUAAAAUAGCUGGAACUGACAAUCCCAGACUCACUCAGUGGUUUUCUAAUGAAAAGCAGCAGUUUACUUAAUAUUUGUGAUAUUUGAUACCUGUAUGUUUUAUACAGAUUCUGUCAAGAUAAUUAUACAAUUAUUUUUAAGUAAGAGACUCAGAGUUGCCUUUUUGGAUAGACAAUUUUUUAAAGCUGAAGUUUUGUGGUUCUGUGGUAAAGUGAGUUUUGUGGUCCUUUUUUCCCUAAUGUGAUUACACACGAGAACACAUGCUGUAAUACUUUUGACUUCAGUAUGUUUUGGGAUGGAGUUCUGCCUUUACAGGAAUAUGUUUAUCAUUUGUUUUUUGUUUUUUUUUAUCAGUAUUUGGUGGCUUUGUAAUAACUUUUGUCUAAUGAUCAUUUCAGUUGUCUCAGACAGGCUGCACUUAACAUUUAUUUGCUUUUUCACAACCCAGCAUUGUCAUACAUCUUGCUUUUGUUCUGUUCUCAUUUGAGGUUACUCCGUUCUUCCUUUUUGUGUAAGAGAAAACUAUUUUUGGCAACUGUUUCUAUUUUUUUUUUUCUUGCAGGAUAUUGACAAUUAUUGUAUAUACAGUGACUAUACGGUAAAAUUGAAGACAUAUUUAAUACUCAUUUUGUACCUUUUAUUAUCUGUUUUUGUAUGUGAAACAGAUCGUACUGGAAGUAAAUUCCUGAGGUUAUGUGUGUAUCAGGAUAAAUGAAAUCAUUUCAAAUGAA